Chiloscyllium plagiosum (whitespotted bambooshark) is the source of this 4179-nucleotide messenger RNA. RefSeq names its product ELOVL fatty acid elongase 4a (gene elovl4a). Gene Ontology annotation, cellular component: endoplasmic reticulum; endoplasmic reticulum membrane. The record is from RefSeq and is a predicted model, not a curated record. Gene Ontology annotation, molecular function: fatty acid elongase activity. NCBI's taxonomy places the organism in Eukaryota, Metazoa, Chordata, Chondrichthyes, Orectolobiformes, Hemiscylliidae. Gene Ontology annotation, biological process: fatty acid elongation, polyunsaturated fatty acid; fatty acid elongation, saturated fatty acid; very long-chain fatty acid biosynthetic process.
GGGAGGGAGUCACAUGUUUCCCUGGGCUGUCGUGGCCAGAAACAUCCGUGCAUUAUCAGUUGUCCCCCGCAAUGAUCGUGAUAAAUAGGUGAUGGGUUUGGAUACCAUGCGAUUAUUGAGCUUGAUCAGACGGAGGAGGAUUUGAAGUUUGUAGAGAUAAUUGCUUUUGGGUGAAAUCAUGGAUGCAGUCGUCCACCUCAUUAAUGAUUCUCUGGAAUUCUAUCGUUGGAGCCUUAUCAUUGCAGACAAGCGAGUGGAAAACUGGACUUUGAUGCAGUCACCCCUGCCGACAUUGGCAGUGAGCAGUCUUUACCUUCUCUUUGUUUGGCUGGGUCCAAAAUGGAUGAAGAACAGGGAGCCUUUUCAGCUACGCUCACUGCUUAUUUUCUACAACUUUGGAAUGGUGAUACUAAAUUUCUACAUCUUUAAAGAGCUCUUCUUUGCUGCAAGAGCAGCAGGAUACAGUUAUAUUUGCCAGACUGUCAACUACACAGAUGAUGUCAAUGAAGUACGGAUAGCGUCAGCCUUGUGGUGGUAUUAUGUUUCAAAAGGGAUUGAAUACUUGGACACUGUAUUUUUUAUAUUGAGGAAGAAAUUUAACCAGGUCAGCUUUCUGCACGUAUAUCAUCACUUCACAAUGUUUACUCUCUGGUGGAUCGGAAUCAAAUGGGUAGCAGGAGGGCAAUCUUUUUUUGGAGCACAUAUGAAUGCCGUUAUCCAUAUUGUUAUGUAUCUAUACUAUGGAUUAGCAGCUUGUGGCCCACAGUUUCAAAAAUAUCUCUGGUGGAAACGAUAUUUGACCAUCCUGCAACUGGUGCAGUUUCAUGUUACGAUAGGCCACACAGCUUAUUCUUUGUACAUUGAUUGCCCUUUCCCAAGAUGGAUGCACUGGGCACUGAUAGCUUACGCCAUUUCUUUCAUCAUCCUCUUCGCCAACUUUUAUUACCAGACUUACAGGGAGCCAAAGAAAGAGCUCAUAAAGAAUGGAAAAAUAGUUGUGAAUGGCAAUGGAAUUGUUAAUGGAAUAAUCAAAUCAGAAAACAAGCUGAUAGUAGAAAAUGGGAAAAAGAAGAAGAAAGGAAAAGCUAAGCGUGAAUAAGAUAAAUGGGCAAGAUGAAAAACAAAAGGUUGUGUUUUAAAGCCAAAUAUCGAGUCAGCAAAAGAUGACUGCAUGUGUUUCAGCUGGCUUUCAACCAAUCUGUUGUAUUUUUUGCUGUCUUUGUAACUUAUUGUAUUUACUUUGUAAAUGAUAUUUGUGAUCAAUACAAUAGUAUUGACGUGAUGAUAGACAAGAAAAUUCACCAUUAAAUAAAUUGCACUGAAUAGGUUUUAUGAUAGAGGAAUCUGGUCAUUUACCCUUUUUCAAAUCUAUCCCUUAGUUUUUUUAUAUUUAGUUAUGUUUCCUGUUUUGCGUUUCUGUGAAUUCUUGCUAAAUAGCUUUUACUUUACCACUACCUCAGUUUUAAUGCUGCUUUUUGUGGUUCUAUUUUCUACCACAUGCAAACAUUGGUGAAUCCCAUGUUGCCAGCCCAGGGGUCUACAAAUCCAAUGCUAGUUUUGAUUGCAGGUUAUCAAUUAUCAGUUACAGGAAUGUGGUAGAAACAGUUUGUGUUUGUUACAUCUGAUGUUUCUCUCUGUAUGGAAGGCCCUAAGAUAAAAAGUAGAAUGACAAUUCUAAUCAUUAUCUGGACCCAUGUAAACCAAUGAAUAUUGUUUGGGAUACAUUAAAAUUUUACCUUGAGCCCAGAACAGGUCUCAAAUCUCAGAUUUAUGAUUUGCAGCAAAGAUCAUAAUUCUAUUUUGUUGAUUUUAUGUAAUCAGGUUUGUAUGAAUAAUGCAUGUAUUUCAACAUCCCCUCUGCCCAUCCAGACUCCAUUUUCUUCCAAGUUUUUAAGUGACAAGUAGUGUACAGUCUUCUGAGUGAUAGUUGUAUUCUACCCACUGCAAUAUUAUUUUUGCAUGAGCCUAGGCAAUAAGUAUUAAUGGUCUAUUUGACCUACUGAGGGGAAUUUGGAAUCAACAUUAAGGACAUUCCUGCUUUGCUUUGAUCCACAUACAUGCAUUCUCCAUCAUCCCUUGUUCAAAUAGCUCUUUAAAGGAACCCUAAUUGAUCUUCCCUCCGUAACAUGACUAAAGCCAAGUGAAGUCUUCUGGCUGCAAAUGUUGAGGCUGACCUUAGUCAAUUUUGCAUAAACCAGCACCUUUUGAUAUUGUGGCUUAAUAUCAACUCAAAUUAAGUCACUGAACCACUGGGACAGCCUGUGAAUGUAACUUUUAAGAUGGGGAUCAUAAAAUCACACUGCAAUUUAUAUUGAGUAUCAGAAACGUUAAAGUAUAAGGAUCUGCAAUGAAUUGUGCAUUGCUGUUACAGUAUAUAUCUAUAUGCCCAGCAAUUUAUACCAGACUGGAGUGCAUGCUUUAAAUGGAGAUUGUUUCAAAAUUUAAAAAAAUGGAAUACUAGAAAUGCACAUGUGUAUGGCAAUGGCAACAAAAUGGUUGCAAAACCAGACCUGUUGGCAUCAGCUUUUUAAAGGCUAGAUUUUUUUUCACAUCCACAGAAAAGCACUUCAAAGUGAUGCUUAAAAAUUUUAAGCAAUUGACUUUCCCUCUUUUGUGCUGAUAAUCAUCAAGUUUAGACACCGACACCAAUAUACAGAGAAGUUAAAAGAAAGUUGCACUUUCUGUACACAUCUUAAGCUAACACAUUUGCAUUAUAAAAAUCUUCAAUGAUGAUAAAAGAUUUAUAUAUUUUAAGAGAUGUAAAGGUACAGCACAGGUUGGGACUAAUUGUCACAAUUAUGAUUCAAGUUGACUGCACAGCUUUAUUUCUCACAGGUUGAGAGUCAAGUCAAACUGGUCCAUCUUUAAUCAGGGUGAAAUAAUCUAGUUUCAAACAAAGUUUUCCUUUUUAUAGGGCUGAUUUGCUGCAUUGAUAGUGCAAGCACAUUGAUGCUGCAAACCUUUCUUUGUGUGCAGCAAAAUACUCCUGGCAGAAGAGUUUACAAAUUCAUUAUGUAUAAGAAGAGCUCGCAUCCUUUGCAAUUAUCACAAUGGAUAAAUCUGUUUGUACAUGCCUGAUCUGAUUUUAAGUUCCUUUUCUGACUAAGGUUUUUUUACAUACAUUUAUUUGUCCUUCACUCAUACAUUCAAAACUUCUAUAAUAAAUGAAGUCCAUUAAAGAAGUUUUACAAUUUAAAUUUCUAAUAUGCUUGUAGACAGUCUAUCAAUGUCAUGGAUUAUAUUUGUAAUGAGUGCCAACACUGUCUUGCUAGAUUAGGAGUCUGCAACAGGAUAAAACUGCAGCAUAAAAUUAGAACAAUAUAUUUAAAAUGCCCAAGAAUAAUUUGAAGACAAUAGCUUUUGAUUUUUGAGUUCAGAAUGAUUCAGCUACAUUUAUUGACUUGUAAUCAGGUAUAUCCGAAAUUCAGUAAAACUCUGUUCCAGUGUAAUUAUACCUCUUUAAAUGUUUUGAAUCAGUAAUGAAAUAGUAGAAAACCCUUUUCAUUUUUGAGUUGAGUAGAUUUAUUAGUCUGAAUAGACUAUUCCUAAUACUAAAUCUGUGUUUAUGGAAAACCAGUCUUGACCGAUGAGACAAUAUCAUCUGAACUAUCUGGAUUUUUGAAAUGGAUUUGAUUUGUGUGGCAUUACAGGACCAAUUUAUUUUGAAGGCUUGAGGUAGGCUUGGACAUUAGGCUGUCUAAAUAGGAUAAUGCUUAAGCUUCUUAAUUCAGUGGCUGCUGAUGUGUGAGAAGGCAUGGAUAAGCUUGAGCAGCAUCUUGCCUUGGUUUAAUUUUACUACCGAUUUAAAUUGAUGACAUUCCAAUUGACAUCUAUGUGUCAUUCUACUGAGUUGCUGAAGACUAGUCUUAACGUUAAUAGCUUUAGACUUCUGUACUUGGGUAACCUUAUGAAAUUGUAAACCCUCAAUCCAAACAUCCAGUUUUGGAGUAUGAGUAAUUCAGAAAGGAUUUGAUUAAAUACUAAAUAUAACAGAUUUAAGUUCUUUGAAUGUGAGCUACCUCUUAAAAUAUCAGUGAUAGAAACAUUCUGCUAAAUGUUUGUUUUAAACAAAAUUGUCAUACGUUGCAAUUUUAAUCCUUGGCCAUUUUGUGCACACUUGAAAUAAUAUAUUGGUUAUUGAUUUAAUUAGUGUUUAACUGCAAUUGAUGUGACCCUGAU